AUGGCGGCGGUGGCGGCGGUGGCGGCGGCGGGGGCGGCAUUGCGGGCCCGGAUCCUGCAGGUAUCUUCCAAGGUGAAUUCCAGUUGGCAGCCAGCAUCCUCCUUCUCUUCAUCUUCAGUGCCAACUGUAAAACUCUUCAUUGAUGGGAAAUUUAUUGAAUCCAAAAGUGACAAAUGGAUCGACAUCCACAAUCCCGCCACCAAUGAGGUCAUUGGUCGGGUCCCUCAGUCCACCAAGGCUGAAAUGGAUGCAGCAGUUUCUUCCUGCAAACGUACUUUUCCUGCGUGGGCAGACACUUCAAUAUUAAGCCGUCAGCAGGUCCUGCUCCGCUAUCAACAACUCAUUAAAGAGAACUUGAAAGAAAUUGCCAGGUUGAUCACGCUGGAACAAGGGAAGACCCUGGCAGAUGCUGAAGGAGAUGUGUUUCGAGGCCUUCAGGUGGUUGAGCAUGCCUGCAGUGUGACGUCCCUCAUACUAGGAGAGACCAUGCCAUCCAUCACCAAAGACAUGGACCUUUAUUCCUACCGUCUGCCUCUGGGGGUGUGCGCAGGCAUCACUCCGUUCAAUUUUCCUGCCAUGAUCCCCCUUUGGAUGUUUCCCAUGGCCAUGGUGUGUGGAAAUACCUUCCUGAUGAAGCCAUCAGAGCGAGUGCCUGGAGCAACUAUGCUUCUUGCCAAGUUGUUUCAGGACGCUGGUGCCCCUGAUGGAACACUGAAUAUCAUCCAUGGACAACAUGGAGCUGUAAAUUUUAUUUGUGAUCAUCCGGAUAUCAAAGCAAUCAGCUUUGUGGGAUCCAACCAGGCAGGAGAGUACAUCUUCGAGCGAGGGUCAAGACAUGGCAAGAGAGUUCAAGCCAAUAUGGGAGCCAAGAACCAUGGAGUAGUCAUGCCAGAUGCAAAUAAGGAAAAUACCCUGAACCAGUUGGUUGGGGCAGCAUUUGGAGCUGCUGGUCAGCGCUGCAUGGCUCUUUCAACAGCAAUUCUUGUGGGAGAAGCUAAGAAGUGGCUGCCAGAGCUGGUAGAACGUGCCAAAAAACUAAGAGUCAAUGCAGGAGACCAGCCUGGAGCUGAUCUUGGCCCUCUGAUCACCCCCGAGGCAAAAGAGCGUGUCUGUAAUCUGAUUGAUAGUGGAACAAAGGAAGGAGCUUCCAUCCUUCUUGAUGGGCGAAGUAUUAAAGUCAAAGGUUAUGAAAAUGGGAACUUUGUUGGGCCAACCAUCAUUUCAAAUGUCAAGCCAAACAUGACCUGUUACAAGGAGGAGAUUUUUGGCCCAGUUCUUGUAGUUCUGGAAACAGACACUUUGGAUGAAGCCAUCAAGAUUGUAAACGACAACCCAUAUGGAAAUGGAACAGCCAUCUUCACCACCAAUGGAGCCACUGCUCGGAAAUAUUCCCACCUGGUGGAUGUUGGACAGGUUGGGGUGAAUGUGCCCAUUCCAGUGCCUUUGCCAAUGUUCUCAUUCACCGGCUCUCGCGCUUCCUUCAGGGGAGACACCAAUUUCUAUGGCAAACAGGGCAUCCAAUUCUACACUCAGCUAAAGACUAUCACUUCUCAGUGGAAAGAAGAAGAUGCAUCUCUUUCCUCACCUGCUGUAGUCAUGCCUACCAUGGGCCGUUAG
Rangifer tarandus platyrhynchus (Svalbard reindeer) is the source of this 1617-nucleotide messenger RNA. The record is from the annotation of a GenBank genome assembly. Lineage: Eukaryota; Metazoa; Chordata; Mammalia; Artiodactyla; Cervidae.